Zea mays is the source of this 1076-nucleotide messenger RNA. RefSeq names its product ethylene-responsive transcription factor 15. NCBI's taxonomy places the organism in Eukaryota, Viridiplantae, Streptophyta, Magnoliopsida, Poales, Poaceae. The coding region runs from base 48 to 776 and encodes 242 amino acids. The record is from RefSeq and is a predicted model, not a curated record. The transcript has a single exon. Gene Ontology annotation, molecular function: DNA binding; DNA-binding transcription factor activity. Gene Ontology annotation, biological process: ethylene-activated signaling pathway; regulation of DNA-templated transcription.
UGGCGAUAAAAAAAGUCAACCAGCUGCAGCCACCAUUUCUUGCGCCAAUGGGGCAUCCCUCCUCCAUUCACAGCUUCUACCUGUACAGCGAGUACAUGGCCACAGCCGCCGCCGCCGCGACGUCGUCUUCGUCGUCGUCGUCCUCGGACUCGCUUCCGUUCAGCAUGGUUUGCGGCGACGAGGCGCCCGCGGCCGUGUCCUGGCGCGCCGCGGACGCCGAGGUCUCGGUGGCGGCGGUCCCCGGCGCGGGGCUGCGUCAGGCGCCUAGCAAGGGCGCGUUCAUCGGGGUGCGGAGGCGGCCGUGGGGGAGGUUCGCGGCGGAGAUCCGCGACUCCACGCGGAACGGCGCGCGGGUGUGGCUCGGCACCUUCGACAGCGCCGAGGCCGCCGCGAUGGCCUACGACCAGGCGGCGCUGUCCGCCCGGGGCUCCGCGGCCGCGCUCAACUUCCCCGUGGAGCGCGUGCAGGAGUCGCUCCGAGCGCUGGCGCUGGGCGGCAACGCGGCCGGUGCCUCUGCCUCCGCGGGGGGCUCGCCCGUGCUGGCGCUCAAGUCGCGGCACUCGAAGAGGAAGCGGCGCAAGAAGUCCGAGCUUCUGGCGGCGGCGGCAGCAAAAGGCGCGGCGGCAGCAGCAAAAGCCACGGCGGCGGGCGGCAGGAGCCAGAUCAAGAACGCCGCGGCGGCGGCCGAGCAGCAGCGCUUCGUCGUGGAGCUGGAGGACCUCGGCGCCGAGUACUUGGAGGAGCUCCUCAGAAUCUCGGAGAGCUAUAGCAGCUAAGUGAUCACUGAUGCGCGCGCGCGUCUGCUGAUGAAUUCAAAGGUAGAGCUUGGGCCUUGAGGAAUCAAUAUAAUCAAUCAUCGACGCCAUCAAUGUUCAAGCCACCUUAUUUAUAUAUAUACUUGGUGUUCGCAAUGAGAUGAAUCGAUCGAUCGAUCAUAUAUAUACACAGUACUAGUUAUUUUAGAAGUUCUGUGAUUUAGUCGUUGCUCGCUUGAUUUUUAGAGUCAGCAGAUCUAUAUCCGCACCUGCAAUUCGCUAUCGUAUGCACGGAUUGCUGAACAGUACUAUCCGCUUAAA